Lasiodiplodia theobromae is the source of this 2001-nucleotide messenger RNA. Its product is annotated as Acetate- ligase. The coding region runs from base 1 to 2001 and encodes 666 amino acids. The transcript is spliced from 4 exons. Gene Ontology annotation, cellular component: cytosol. NCBI's taxonomy places the organism in Eukaryota, Fungi, Ascomycota, Dothideomycetes, Botryosphaeriales, Botryosphaeriaceae. Gene Ontology annotation, molecular function: acetyl-CoA synthetase activity; AMP binding. The record is from RefSeq and is a predicted model, not a curated record.
AUGUCCGAAGCUAAGACCGGCCCCGUUGUGGCCGAGGCGCACGAGGUUGACACCUUCCACAUCCCAGAGGCUUUCCACAAGAAGCACCCGAGCAAAACCCACCUCGACAGCCUUGACCACUACAAGCAGCUGUACAAGGAGUCGAUCGAGAAGCCGCACAAGUUCUGGGGCGAGCGCGCACGCGAGCUCCUGACCUGGGAGCGCGACUUCCAGACCGUCCACUCCGGCAGCUUCGCCAACGGCGACAACGCCUGGUUCCUCGAGGGCCGCCUCAAUGCCUCGUACAACUGCGUUGACCGCCACGCCAUCGCGAACCCCGACAAGCCUGCCAUCAUCUACGAGGCCGACGAGUACAAUGAGGGCCGUACCAUCACCUACGGCGAGCUGUUGCGCGAGGUCUCGAAGCUGGCCUACGUGCUGAAGCAGAUGGGUGUCAAGAAGGGCGACACCGUUGCGCUGUACCUGCCCAUGAUUCCCGAGGCCGUCAUCUCCUUCCUCGCCUGCUCGCGUAUUGGUGCCGUUCACUCGGUCAUCUUCGCCGGCUUCUCCUCCGACUCGCUACGCGACCGCAUCGUCGACGCCAAGUCCAAGGUUGUCAUCACCACAGACGAGGGCAGGCGUGGCGGCAAGGUCAUUGGCACCAAGAAGAUCGUGGACGAGGCGCUCAAGCAGUGCCCCGACGUCUCGCACUGCUUGGUGUACAAGCGCACCGGCUCCGAGGUGCCGUGGACCCAGGGCCGUGACUGGUGGUGGCACGAGGAGGUCGAGAAGUACCCGGCCUACAUUGCUCCCGAGUCCAUGUCGUCGGAGGACCCGCUCUUCCUUCUCUACACCAGCGGUUCGACUGGCAAGCCCAAGGGUGUCAUGCACACCACCGCUGGCUACCUGCUCGGCGCCGCGAUGACGGGCAAGUACGUCUUCGACAUUCACCCCAGCGACAUCUUCUUCUGCGGUGGUGAUGUUGGUUGGAUUACUGGUCACACUUAUGUCGUGUACGCGCCUCUGCUGCUUGGAGUCGCGACGGUUGUGUUCGAGGGUACACCUGCUUACCCCGACUUCUCUCGCUACUGGGAUGUUGUUGAGAAGCACGGCGUUACUCAGUUCUACGUUGCGCCGACGGCGCUGAGACUGCUGAAGCGCGCCGGAGACCACCACGUGAAGCACAAGAUGAAGAACCUGAGAGUGCUGGGUUCCGUCGGUGAGCCCAUCGCGGCCGAGGUGUGGAAGUGGUACUUCGAGGUCGUCGGUAAGGAGGAGUCGCACAUCGUCGAUACGUACUGGCAGACGGAGACCGGCUCCCACGUCAUUACCCCUCUGGGUGGUAUCACUCCCACCAAGCCCGGCAGUGCUUCCCUCCCCUUCUUCGGUAUCGAGCCCGCCAUCAUCGACCCUGUGUCCGGCGAGGAGAUCCACGGCAACGAUGUCGAGGGUGUUUUGGCAUUCAAGCAGCCGUGGCCCAGCAUGGCGAGGACCGUGUGGGGCGCGCACAAGCGCUACAUGGACACUUACCUCAAUGUGUACAAGGGUUACUACUUCACGGGUGACGGUGCGGGCCGUGACCACGAGGGCUAUUAUUGGAUCCGUGGCCGUGUCGACGAUGUCGUCAACGUGUCGGGCCACCGUCUCUCAACUGCCGAGAUUGAGGCAGCUCUCAUCGAGCACCACGCUGUUGCCGAGGCCGCUGUCGUUGGUAUCCACGACGAGCUCACCGGCCAGGCGGUUAACGCCUUCGUUGCGCUCAAGGAGGGCAACGGUUCGACGGAACAGACCAAGAAGGACCUCAUUCUGCAGGUCCGGAAAUCGAUUGGUCCGUUCGCCGCGCCCAAGGCAGUCUUCGUUGUCUCAGAUCUCCCCAAGACGCGGUCCGGCAAGAUCAUGCGUCGCAUCUUGCGGAAGAUCCUGGCUGGCGAGGAGGACCAGCUUGGCGACACCUCAACGCUGUCCGACCCGUCGGUGGUUGAUAAGAUCAUUACCACGGUGCACGAAGCCAAGAAGAAAUGA